Malurus melanocephalus (red-backed fairy wren) is the source of this 3460-nucleotide messenger RNA. RefSeq names its product solute carrier family 39 member 9 (gene SLC39A9). Gene Ontology annotation, molecular function: metal ion transmembrane transporter activity. Bases 423 to 1340 code for a protein of 305 amino acids. Gene Ontology annotation, biological process: transmembrane transport; zinc ion transport. The transcript is spliced from 7 exons. Gene Ontology annotation, cellular component: membrane. NCBI's taxonomy places the organism in Eukaryota, Metazoa, Chordata, Aves, Passeriformes, Maluridae. The record is from RefSeq and is a predicted model, not a curated record.
GGGAAGCGCUGAGGUGCCACUUGGCCGCCGGGGCAGCGGCUGUGGGUGCGGGCUGGAGCCGUGGUUCCGCAGGGUCCUCUCGGCCGGAGGUCGCCCUGCCGUGAGCAGCUGCCUGCGUUCUCGCUGUCCCCCACCCCUCCCUCCCUCCCGCCCGCCUGCCCUGGGAGCAGCGUGGUGCGGGUGAAAGUUGCCCCUCCUCAGGUGAGAGCCGGGCCCGCCUGUCGCCUGCCCCCCGGCCGCGCCCGGGCUCUCUGCGCACCCCCGGCUGGGGGCCGAGCCGGCCGGAGCCGGCGGGCGAGAAAGACAUGGCUGAAAGCCUCUCCUGGGAGCUCGGUGUCUGCACGGGUUAAGCCGUGCGGUGGGGCGAGGUGGAAAAGUUGCGGUUGGAUUUCACUUCAAGGGACCAGACAGAAAGCGGCGAAAUGGAUGACUUUCCCUCCAUCUGCCUGCUGUCCCUGGCCAUGCUGGUCGCCUGCUAUGUGGCAGGAAUUAUACCCUUGGCAGUUAAUUUUUCCGAGGAGAGAUUGAAGUUGGUGACUGUUCUGGGUGCUGGUCUGCUGUGUGGAACUGCCUUGGCUGUCAUUGUGCCAGAAGGAGUACAUGCACUUUAUGAAGACAUUUUGGAGGGGAAGCAUCACCCAGCGAGUGAGAUGCAGCACGUGAUUGAGUCGGAGAAGGUUGCAAAAAUCCCAGCUGUACAUGAGCAUGGCCAUGACCAUUCCAGGUUGCAUGCCUACAUUGGUGUGUCCCUUGUCCUCGGCUUUGUCUUCAUGCUGUUGGUGGAUCAGAUAGGCAGCUCUCAUGUACACGCUACAGAUGAUCCAGAAGCUGCGAGAUCAGGCAACUCCAAAAUCACCACAACACUGGGACUAGUAGUCCAUGCUGCAGCUGAUGGUGUUGCAUUGGGUGCAGCAGCUUCUACUUCUCAGACUAGUGUCCAGUUGAUAGUGUUUGUUGCAAUUAUGUUGCACAAGGCACCAGCUGCAUUUGGCCUGGUUUCCUUCCUGAUGCACGCUGGGCUAGAACGGAAUCGAAUCAGAAAACACUUGCUGGUCUUUGCAUUAGCAGCACCUGUUAUGUCGAUGCUGACAUACUUAGGGCUAAGCAAGAGCAGCAAAGAAGCCCUUUCAGAAGUCAAUGCCACUGGAGUUGCUAUGCUGUUUUCUGCUGGAACUUUUCUUUAUGUUGCCACAGUUCAUGUCCUCCCGGAAGUAGGAGGAAUUGCUCAUAGCCACAAACCUGAAUCAACUGGAGGAAAGGGACUCAGUCGCCUGGAGGUGGCAGCCCUAGUAUUAGGGUGCCUUAUUCCUCUAGUUUUGUCCAUUGGACACCAUCACUAAACACUCAAAUUUCACUGCUCUCCUCCUCGAUACGACAUGAGCAGUAAAUGUCUGCUGCUCCCUUUAUCAUUCUCUUACCCCUCAUCCAUCCCAUCCACUUUAUGGAGUUCAGAGGGAAUCGAUUGCAAAAUGAGGAAUACUGGGAAAGUUUUUAGUGUAGCAAAAUGUACUUUGGCAGCYGGACAUAAAUUCUAUGUAACUUUCUUUUCUGAAGACAUUUGCUGUUUUAAUUGUUACUUCUGGCCCUAUUCUCAGGGAAGAUGGAAUUUGAAGUUUAAGAAAGGUGAACAGGGAAGAACAUAGUGGCUCAUCACAAAAUUGCAAUCACCAAAGUAUCCUGCAGUUCUGCUUUCACAGCUGAGAGCAAAACCCAAGGGUGGCUACGAUUUGAGAGGUUGAAGCCUCACURAUGAAGAAUGGGGCUCUCCCCCAUUGGUUCUUCGUUGUCUUGGCAAGGCGACUGACCCUUGUGAUGCUUGUCAUUUACUGUAUUGCAGAAAUGGGCUGCACUGGGAACUCUGGAUAACACUGCUAUUGUCACAGGAGUGGCACUUCAUAGGAAAGGAAUUAUGUAGACUGUGUAGGAUUAGGGUAAGAAAUCAGCUAGUUAAGAAAGUGCAAACRAGUUUUGCAGUGUAUUCCUUUAUUUAAGACAAAGGAUAGAARCAAGGAGAAUAGUAUUUUGUUUAUGCAAUUGUUAAUAAAUUCUGAAAAGGCAUUGUUUCUUGGGAGAUGGUCUGCCAAGUUAGUCAAGUGUUAAGCACCAAAAAUGUUAGCAGAAAUUAUGUAUUGGCUGCUAUGAUACACUGCUGCUUCUGUUGAGGGAGACACCCAUAUUGCCCUUUGAAACAGAGCUAUUCUGGGCUCUGAGGAGUAGAAAUCAGAUGURGACAGCUGUUGAGGGAGCAGAGAACAUUGCCUAGCUCAUUUUCAAAAACCUGAACUGCUGAAAUCAGUGGGGGCUGUGUGGGUUUUUAACUAAAUAACAAAACAAGAUGUUUAGGUAAAUGUUUAUGCUGCAGAUAGAAUACAAAGUGUUUCUAAAGCACUUAUGGACUAAAACAAAACAAAACAACCCACAAAYAAAAAAACAAAUUGGUGGGUUACCAGUGGACCGGUUAGACAUUUUGCCUUUCCUUUGGGAAUUGUUCAUUCGCCUCUUACCAACAAGCAUUAGUUGGUGAAUCUACUGGAGGACUUGUUACCAAUUGCUGGUAUGUCUAACUGCAGAGUGGUAAAAGAUCUCUCCAUUUCCAAGGCACAGCUUUGUCUUACCAGGCACAAUUUCCCUUAUGCAAAAUAGCUUAUACUCUAAUAACUGUAGUGCAUUGAAAAGUCAKGAAUGCUUGACAUGCACAGAAUCAGCAUAAAAUUCUUUCUUUGGGRGGAAAAUUUUUAAUGCUGUACCCCUUUUAAGCUAUACUUUGUCUGCACUUUUUGAAGAUAACAUUGCCAAAUUUCUUUUUCUUUCUUCUUUUUGAUUUUUUAAAAUGAAUUUUGAAGUCUUGAAAUACCUUCUUAACUGAAGUGCUUUUUGUUUUCAUUUGAAUGAGUGUGACUCUUUUUCAUGACAUUUAUUGCUUAAGCUGCAUAGCCCAUUGUGCCUCAUAACAUCUUUACAUUUUGUUMUUGUCCUGUAUGUCUGUUAGUAGUAUUGGAUAUGGCCUGGCUCUUGGGCUAGUGAUUACUUUGUCUGUUGGCUCUCUAACAAUAUCAAUCCUGGGACACACCCAGGAUUGAACCUAGUAUUGAUUCCCAGGAGUGCUUGUUCAUUUGUGUGUUUUACUGUAUAAGAUCAAUGCAAAAUUGUUAGAAGUCGUAUUUUCCCACGAGACAGUAUUUUCAGGUAGAAUUAGUGCUUCAGACCUAAAAAAGCUUUUUUUUUUUGAUAUUACAUCUUCAAUAUUGUCAUCWAAAAAGCCAGUGCGAAAUUAGUGAUGUGGAUGAAAUCCUCUUCUGUGCAUUUUUAAAUGGUUUUGCCUGUUUAUUUUGGUUUUGACAUUUUUACGACAUAAUGCAACUGGUAAGUUACUGAUGUGAAAAGUUCAGCAGGRCAGGUUCCUAACACGUGCAAAUGACACACAGGGAUGUUUACUCCAGAGUUAUGUUCCUCCUGAUUA